GCAAUACAGCAAGUUAUCCCAGCCUCACAACCAUACACAACAAACAAACAGGAAGGCCUCAAUAGCAUCAUAAAAAAGUGGAACGAAGGCAGAAUCCUGGACUUGGACCAUUUUAUUAUAGAAAUAAAGGAACUGGUGAGUAGUCAACAAGUUCAGGUCAGUCGAGCUCUUCACGGCCAGUUCUCUAAAUACACAAGAGUAAGCCGGGUUGAAAGUACUCCUGACAAUGGUGACAGUACUCUCGACAAUGAUGACCGUGUUCAUGUUGCUGAUUCUGAACCAAUAGAUGAUUUUGGCGAUUUAGAGCCAUUACAACAAUGCUUUACCAAGAGCCAUUUAAACAACAUCAUACAUAAAAGUGACAUUCUUAUAGAGAACAAUCAUGUACAAGAAUUUCCACCCAAUUCCUAUGUUGUAAAAAGUGAGACUGUUGGUGUGCACUUCAUAGAAAGGUGCAAAGAUUCAUUUAAAUGCCCCUGCCCAUCAUUUUCAAAUAGAAAAUUUUGUGCACACGUCCUUGCAGUGGCUCGGACAAACAACAUGGUCACAAGUCAAGUACGCAAGUGUUUAUACUUCACACCAAAUCUCUCAAAAUUAGACGAAGUAAAAACGCAAAAUCGCAUGGGAGGGAAAUCCAUUAAAAAACAAUACAAAAAAAUAAUACCAUUCUCCCCGGAAAAGCCUAUUGUAGAAACUGAAAGUCAAAGUCAAUCAAGUCAAAGUAGUCAGCAUGUGAGAAACCUCUGCAGCGAGAGGGGAAAACCGUGGCGACUGUCAAAUGAGCCAUGGUUUGCUCUAAAGAGGGUGGAUACCAGAGCAAGAAAGUGUGCAGGUUGCAAAUCACCAUUUAGCUCAGAAUAUAUCAUUUUAAAGCACAAGGAAAAAGAUUUUCUUGCUGGAACUGAUAUCGUUACCCCCGUAGCAGGUAACAGGUAUUAUCAUUUAAACCAAAUAUGUGUUCAACUAAGACACGGGAACUAUUACGCCAUUGAACAAUUAAUGUCUGAAAACUUGUCCGAGAAGGAGGUUGAGAAUGCAAAUAGCAAAAUGUGCUAGAUAUUGACCAGUGAACCAGCUGUUAAAUGCGUAACAUAUAAAUCUUAUCUUGAAACGUCAAUUGAACAGUUGCAAUAAUCUACCCAAUCACGUGGGUAGCCCAUUGUCUGAUUGUGGUUUCCUUACUUUUAAAAUUAGUAAACAGUGUACUUUAGCGUUUGAAAGUCAAUAAUACCACACUCAGAUUUUAACUUAAGUGUCAUGGUCAGAAACUCAUACAAUGGUUUGUAACUACAUGUAGUAAUCUAAGUCUAAUGAGUAAUGUGGACUUAUUUAGGUACGAUUUUAUUACUUUUACAUCUUUUUUGACACAGGCUGUUACAGUGUUACAUUGCUAAGUGUCUUCAUUCAUUCAGACAUACUAUGAUUAUUUUGCCUUCAUAUAGAUGUUUUUGCAUACUAGUAUAUUGUCUUCAUAUACAGCUCUUAGUCUGGAUGUAGAGUGCCAUAAAAACUAAAAGGAAGAGUUACAGAUGAAUGAUACUUGUAAACUAGGUUGCACACUAUACUGUAUACAUGUAUAUGGAUGUCCAUUCUGAGGUU
This is a messenger RNA of Owenia fusiformis, 1599 nucleotides long. The record is from the annotation of a GenBank genome assembly. Lineage: Eukaryota; Metazoa; Annelida; Polychaeta; Sabellida; Oweniidae.